AUGGCAUUUUUGAGAGAAUUACUCCUGUUACUGGCCUUUGCCAGCUACGUUCAGGGCUCAGAGGUUGAGCUGGACCUAUCGAACGCGUCUAGAGACAAUUUUGAUGUGGUCGAGUUUGAAACUGGCCCUGCCUCGGUGACACGUAUUACACCCAAGCUUGGAGUGCACGUGAAUAGAAUCACCGACACCCUAGACGGCGUAUGGUCCCCUUUGUCGAAGGAUUUCUCUGUGAAGUCCUUCGAAAUCCACCAAAGGUCGGGCCACAACUCCAUAGGUCACCUCGCGCUCUUCGAAAAAAACGUUACAUCCCCUUCCGGACCCCAGGAAGAUGACAAUUCACACCAAAAUCUGGGAGAGUCCUUGUCCGAGAAGGUUGUCUAUUCUAAUUUAUAUUUUACCAAGAGAGACAGGGGUUGGUUCCCCCUAACAAAGUACCACUUCGAUGUUCUAAAGGAUGAUAUGGAGUCCUUAGACGCAAUUUUAGAUCUCCAUAAUUUUUCAGAUUCACUAGUAUCCGUCUCCCAUCUCGAGGACAAAGUUACGCGCGAACUCCUGCUAGCUCGUCGUCUCUCUCGAGUGACACGAGUAAACCACAACGGAGACCUGGUUUGGAGUUCUGCUGGCACUGAAUUAUUCAAAAGUGCAUUUCUCUCAUACAACACAAUGAACUCUCUUGUGUUGGUCAAGAUGACGCUAACCACUCCAAACGCUACCUACAACCCUCUUGACGAAAAGUCGUCACGCUACUACUUAGACAGAACGCUUUAUUUCUACAAGAAUAAGUCACUUGUCUGGAAAACGGUGAACCAAACCUUUUACGAAGAGACCCUCGAACUUUUGAGGAUUCAGUUCGCCUACUUUUCUAGACGUUUCCAUAAGCUUACGCUUGACGUCCUUCCUAUGUUGGAUGGUUCCGACUCCGACAAUCCCCUCUACUUCGACUUUAGAGUGGAGAAGAAAGAGUAUAGAGGCGUCAAGGUUGCGAUGGUUAGCCCUUUAGGCGAGGCCACGUUGACCUUAGUAAAGUCCGGAGACUCCCUUCUUUGGGUCUCCGAAAAUGAUAGAACAUAUUGCAGAGAUGUUCACCUCUAUCACCUAGGUGACAGCUCCACUCUCGUGGAUCUCUGCCUGGCUUCUAACCCUUCCGACACAUGCCAGUAUAAGUUCUUCAAACUAGAGAGUGGGCACUGGGGUUCACUCUCUCAAGAUAAUUACAAGCAUCUGUUGAACAACGACGAGAUUUCAGUUGUUCUCGAACUCAAUAACACAGACCUGUUUUUCUGCUCAAAGGCAGUUUACAAGCGCAACGGCGUCCCUAUAACCCACAUAACAGCUAAUGAUGGAUACUACUUUGAUAAGGUUAAGGAACUGGAGCUUGAACUAUGGAACUCAACACGGUUCCUAAAGUGUAAAAAAGUGUUCCAUGUCAAUUUAAACAAUUUCAAUUUCAUUUCUUUGCUAGUUGAAGAUCCACUAAACAAUACAUCUCAUUUAUUAUACUAUCAGAAGAUAUCACAACCCAAUAAGGAUAGCACUAACGAGGGUGUCUGGAUGCCUAUAACUGAGGCAGUACAUUCUUCCUUAAUGCACUCCCUAUUGAUGAAGAUAUCAUUUGAUUUUGACUUGACUGAGUUUAUAUCUGAUAUGAGGUCAAAACACUCAGUUCCCUUUGACCUCGACUCCUUCCCCGAGACUAACCUCGACAGAACCAAUAAAAAUUAUUCUUUGAGCCUAUUUAGGCACAACAAUGUACCAAUGGUUCGAGUUUACCCUGCAUUCACAUCUCACCUGGCUAACUUCCGCGAGGGCUCCAACGUUAUCUGGAGCUCAAAGCCCAACCGCAAACUCUUUUUCUUGGAGUUUAAUUAUGCCGAGCAACCAAGCAUGGUCCUUUUAUUGUUCUCAGACGAGAAUGACGUGUUAAGGACUUCUUACUAUUCGCGGGUAAAUGGAAAGUGGAUUAGUGUCACCAUCGAUGAGCUGCAGAACUUUUUUGGCAAAGUCUCAACCGUUCAGGACCAGAAGUUCUUCACUCUCGAUAUCGGGAAACUGUUACCCUCAAACAAGUACACCUACCAAAUCGAUCAUCUUGCUACCCCGCCAUCAUGCCUUGUUGAGCCGUCCUACGGUCACAAAAUUGACAAGCUGGUUGAUGGCGCGGAGACAAUUUGGUCAUUCAACUCAUUCCCUAAGGAUGCUUCCACACCCUACGGCAGAAUAGGAAACGAUGAUUAUACCAGAGGCUACGAAGACCUUGUAUACGCAACAUUCGUACCCUAUGAUGACCCCAAAUUCGUAACUACAGUCACUCUAUCCCAAUCUCAUCACCUUUACCUAAACCAUUACCUCAAACAAGAUGAUGGUGUUUGGAAGAGUGUUAAUACCUCAGAGUACUUUGAAGAGUUAGAGGAGUACUCCGCCGAGUAUUAUCAGGGAGAGGAGAUUGUAGAUCUGUCUGAUGUUUUCAUGGGCGAGAGGAGAGAUUACUACGAAUUUGUCGACUCAAGUUAUUAUGGAAUGGACCACUACGGUGUCCUAAAGUUCACCGACAAGGUUGAACGUUUGUCCAUAUACGUUAAUGGAGUACACUUGUACAAGUUACCCAAAGCAACAUACCUCAAGGAACUUACCUUCUUCCCCUCAAACCAACCAAAGGUUAUAUCACUCGAGUAUCAAUCCUCCAAUAACGACUCCAACUUUCUCUACUUCUCCCAGUCGGAUUUUACCGAUGCUGAUCCUUUCGUUAAGAUAUUGAAUCAAUACGUUCAGGUUGACGAGCACGAAUACACCAAGCAAUUCGAGAAACUUUUAAUGCUAAACAAGUACACAAGUCUUGAUUUGGCCACUUAUUACAAAAUGGUCGAGGACUUCGAAGAAACAAACUCUGAUGAACGUGAUUUGGUUUCUUACAUGCACGAAAAAUUGAACAACACCCAAACAAACAAUGGAAAGGCAGUUGAGUCUCCAUUAAAGCAUUCAGUGUACAACUAUUUGGGAGUUAAUUUAGUAGUAGCUGAGGUUAACCCUUAUUAUGUUCUUAGGGGUGUGAAUGAUGGCAUUGAUAUCGUAACUGCCUACAACUUUUAUCCCUCCACGAAGAUUUAUUUCACAGUAAAUAACGAAUACUUUUUGAGCAUUUAUUAUAGGGAUGCUAAUUCGCAGGAUUUGAAAAUGCUCAACUACGAGAAGUGGAACCGCCGCUGGACGCAUAAGAUUAUCUGUUUCCACCGCGCACUCCAGGUUUUGAUUAACUUCGCAUCAAAGCCUGUUUCAGUCGACAUGUUCCACCUAAGGUGCGGACACGAGCUCAAACUUGUGACAUCUCAAUCCUUUUCAGGCUUUUUUACUAACACACUAAGUUCUAAGCCUGGAUAUCAAAUAAAGCUCAUAUAUUAUAACUCAGUGCCAAUUUACAACGCUGAUAACGGACUUUCUAAGAAAAUUGGUCCCGAAGACUCUCUAGAGAAUGUGAUUGAAAUCACAUUCUUCCCACUCCUGAGGCCUAAAGUCCUACGUAUCAGCUCAAACACAAACUCAACAAUCAUCAACAAGUACUACAAGAUCACAAAUUUGUUGGACACAGAUUCAGCCAAACCCUCAACCACUUCAAUAAUAACUAGCCUUAACGUGUUCGACUACUAUUCACUUCUUGAAUCUUUUGGACGUAUGUAUGAAUUUCUGGUGGAUAUCACCGAACUUCACACGACUGAUGACUACAGGCUAUCAAACCACACAGUUUCGAACACAUCUUACCUAAUUUUAACCCCAAAUAAGGGCAAAAAUCUGGUAUUGCUAACCCAGGGAAGGAAUGUUAUAUGGGAAGCCCAGGAUGAGCUAGUAAACUACCUCAUACUCUAUCCCCAACAUAAACCCUUCUUAGCACUCAUAUACUACAACAAAUCAGACCGCGAGGGUGUAUAUCAUUAUAGAUAUAUGUCUAGUGUGAAUAAAUGGGUGAAGACUAGUGAGGACUAUGCAUUAGACAAGUUUAGGCUGAGGAAGGAGAAUCUAAUGCCUAUGACGCUAGAUUUGUCAACACUGCCAAAUAAGAACCUAGAAGAAAAGGACUAUAUGUCUAACCUUCAUCUGAACCUUUGCAGGAAGAAGAUUUACGGACUAGUCUUUACCAUAGUAAAGCCUUCAUUCUCAACAUACAUUGUGGCUGUUAAACACAAUGGAAAGAUAUUAUUCGAUAUCAACGCAGACCAAAACUCCCAUUCAGACCAUUCUAAUAGAAUAUUGAGUGCGGUUUAUGCGUUUAAGGAUGACCCCAAGAUAUUGGCCCUGAACUAUGUGAAGAAUUUUGUACCUUCUCAAGCAUACUUUAGGAAAAACGACGAGGGAGUUUGGGAGGAGAUUUCAAGCACAGAGUACGGCAAGUUCCUCUUCUUGCUCAAACGCUUCACCAUGAACCCGGUCGUGCUCGAUAUAGACAAUCCUAACCCCCAUUUCUUCACUACCUACUUUGAUCGCUCCAACAAGAACUUCACAAUGACAAGAAUAACACCAAUGGACAAUUACAAGAUUUCCAAAGUUGUCAGAUCCAAUUCGUCUAACGCCAAGGACCCCUUCAAGGACCUAAAGUUGUUUGAUUCAGACCAAAACCCAGUUCAGCCAGUUGAGGAAAUUUUUGCAGUUCAGGACAAGACUGUUUUUUAUGUUGAGUACACUGACGGGAGUCCUUCACUCAUGAGGAUCUACUACAGCACAGAUAUGAUGUUCCAGGUCCAAAAGGCGUACUUUGUGCUCGAAGAAGGCGUUUACAAGCCCACAACAGAGGAGAAUUUCAACCGCCUGAUGUCCCUCGCCAAGAUCGCAGGCACUCAGGUCAAAUAUAACCUGGACCCUUACUACAGGGUUGGAUCCCCUGUUUACGACAACGACGGCUACGAGGAGACUGUUGAGACAGUUUACAACGAGAAGAUUGAUGUAGUAUACCCGAACUCCGAGGUUAACAUUUCUCCUAUUAUGUUCAAGGAGGCCAACGUUUGGGAAGCACACCCACACUACCAGACCCUAUCAAUAGUCUCUUACCCAUCUAAAGAUCCUAACCAGAUGAUGGUAAACUUCAAAGAUCUUUUGAAAAGUGUUGUUUACUCUCAGUAUUACAAGAAAGCUAAAGAAUCUGGGCCCUCAGAAAAGGUAGUCUGGAAGUCGUCAAUCCUGUAUAGUAACGCAGUUUUCGACAAAAACGUCAAGAGCGUAGACUAUGACUUGUCUGAUACUAAAGUACACACGAGUUUGACUGUAUUUACCUUCGAGCGCGAAGGCUUAUACACUACAGUCGUUCUUCCCAAUAAGGGUACACGUGUUACCUCAAUUUCUAUGCAAAACCGAAAGAUUUGGACACCAAAUCAAGGCAACUCGACAUCACCCUCGGAGGAGCUUGUGAAGUUUUACUUUACCCCCUCUAUUGAUCCCAGGGUUCUGGUUGUGUAUUACAGGGACUCUGAUGGCUAUGUCAGGCUGAAGGAUUUUGCGAGAGAACUGACAUCCCUUGAGUGGAAGGAGAGUUACUCCAAGUUCAUGUCCUAUUACCUAGACAUGCUUGACUCUUCCUUGUCACUAAACCUCAAUUCUUUCGACAAGUCCAACUUCAUCUUCUCAAACUACUACAGAUACGGAUUCAAGUUUGUUUUGCUAUAUCCACUCCUCUCCACUAACGUUACCAAAGUCUUCUCGAAACCAGCUGAUUCUGCAUCUGAUUUGACUGAUUCAGACUUGAUUUGGAUGAGUGAGCCAAAUAUGGAAUGUUUUUCACUGAAUUUCGCACCUCCAGAAGAUCCAAAGGUUUUGUUGCUGUCAUAUUCGGAAAGCUCGCUUAUGAAGUCCGUUUUAUACUACAAGGACAGUGAAAAGGGCUGGACGCUUGAUAGUAACAACACCCACCACCAAUUUGUGAAUCGUUUAUUGGCGCUCGAAAACUCGUUUGUGUACCGACUUGAGGACGCAAAUUCUUCUUUGCCAAGUGAAUUUUACACCUAUGAAUACACUGAUGCGUUCGGUGUCAGGUUCGGAGUGUGCACUCCAAAGUCCGGCAAGAAUCUAGUCUCAGUUACUUACAACUCAAUGGUUGUAUAUGAGGUGAAAAAGGGCGAACGAAUCCUAGACGUCCUCUCUACUCAACCAAACAACCCAGACCACGUCAUACUCAUGCUGGAUACCAAUGUGACUGAUCCCGAGUCCUCAAAACCGACCAUAAUCUACAAGUACAUGAAGAGGGUGUUAUCUUGGAACGAAGUGGGAAAAACUGAGUUUAUGGAGUCACUGAUGACUAACUUGUCAUCCGAUUUCUUCCCACUCAGUUUAUCCUCGAAGGAUUUGCACAACCGAGUUUUGGCCCGAUUGUCCGUUGAAACGUCCCACGACGCUUUCCUGGACAAGGUAAACGAACUUUCGACACCCUCAGAUUACGAGCAUUUCACACUAGAUCUUGCCAACUAUAAAGAUAACCACAGAUUAUCAGUUAAGGACUACGUCGAAUCAACUGUUCCAAGAACGGUGCUGCGCGUCAAACGCAAUUACCUCCUAACUCGCCUGGUUCAUUCGGACCAGUUGGUUUGGACCAGUGACAAUUCUUCCACCCCUAGCGAUCGUUUUGUGACUCAUGUAUACUUUGCGCCUACCGAGGAUCCCAAGGUUUUGACACUGUUCUUCAGGGACUGUGGCAACGGCGUUUACUCACGCAGAUUUUUCAAGGAGAAUGGUUGGACUGAAUUCAAUGGUUUGUGUACUAACCUGACCAACGACUCAAAGCUCUUUACUAUGCUCAACAAGUUCGUGCUUGACAUCCACACAGACUCAAUGCGCUACUCCAAUAGCUUCUUUAAGAAGGAAUUGGUGUACGAAGCGAAUACUUACUUCAUGAAGAUAUCACCCAAGGAAAAUGUUGAUGUGGUCAAGUUGAUGUGCAAGGAAUUGCAGAUCUGGGACAAGGGAGAGUACGACAACUUCAAAUCAGUACUCGUUUACCCAAUCAACACACCCAAAUUUGCAAAGCUCUACCUUGGCACCAACAACGGGUCUCAUUUCUUCUAUUUCUCAAAGACAAACGACUUCUGGGCAGCGCAGACCGAGCCUGAGUACAAGUAUUCCCUCAAACGCUAUUUAUCACACUCAUCCGAUGACUUCGAGCCUGUAGACCUUUCCAACACCAAAAACUACAUCAACCAGACCAAAAAGCUCAAUGCAUUCUACGUAAACCUACAUAAGCUUGCGUUCACCUCUGUUUCACCUCGCUUCGAGUACAAGAUCUCAAAGGUACUAUUCAGCCCAUCCCAAUCUGUCGGAGAUUCUGACCUCAAUGAUUUUGACUUCGGGCCAUUCAACUUCGAUAACCACGAAAAGACCCAAGCGGGUGACGUCGGAGAUUCUGACCUGAAAGUUCUAUUUGAACCAACCUCUAAUGAGGAUAUAAGGCUGGUCUCAUUUGCACCAGAAAAUGAUCCGAAGUUUGUUUCAAUAACUUACACAAGUACCUCCAACUUGAUCAUUCCUAGGACUUCACCAAAGUUACAGGAAUCACCAUAUUCACCUAAUCAGUCACCAGAAACUGUUUCAGACCCAACCCCAACAUCCUCUGUAUCAUUCUCUGGUGAUUAUGCAUAUUUAACUGGUGUUCCAGGCUAUCUACCUAAUUAUGACGGAAUGGAGAUGUCCUCUCCAUUUUAUCUUUCGGUGAAUACAAAUCACUAUUACCUUAACGAAGGGGUUUGGACCAUAACUGACGACGCUACAUUCAAGUCAUUGUGCUUGAAAUGGGCAGAUGAACAAUUUGAGAGGAAGCAGCCAUUUGACCUUGACCUUGACGACCUUGAACUGAACAAGGAAAAUUAUGACUCGGCGGAUGAAGAGUUGUCUGGAGUUUAUUUCACCAAGUUCACGCCAAAGGCUGGCUUCGAGUUCUCUCACCUACGCCAGUACGACAAGGUUAUAUACCGCCAGAAGUCCUUCCCGAUCAUCAGCCUUUCAGUAUUCCCUCGAAACAAACCCAGGUUUGUCAAAAUCUCACAUAAAAUGAGCCCAUCACUGGUUAACAACUACUUCUUCGUUAGCUUCUAUCCAUAUGGACUCUCGCAACGUGAUUAUCCCACCUUUAAAAAGGCUUUGUUGGACUAUAUUAACUCGCCAGACUACUCACCACCAGCUGAGGUAUCCAAAGCACUGUUAUCCGAAACGGCUUUGACCUCAACUCAGUUGGUCAAGGUCGGCGAGUUUACAACGGACCCUCAGAACUCAACACUGGUUUUGUAUGGAAAGAAGCUUGAUUUAUUGUACUAUGUGGAUUAUAACAACGAUUCUAAAAGUGGUUACAGACUGAGCGAUGGCACCAAAUCUGAUGAGAUUCCAAAUGUUGUGACAACAUAUUCUGGAAAAUUGUACGCUUUGAAUUACUAUUUGGUGUCACCCAAUCAAGGGUAUGAGUUCACAAAGCUUUACGACAAGGGUGAUAUUGUGUUCGAUUUGGGAGAAGACAGAGUUUUGAAGUCGCUUUUGUUAGUCCCGAAGACGAAUCCAACCCACAUACUCGUCCACUACACAAGCGACCAGCGCUUCAACUUCUUCGAACUAUACCACAAGCAAGAAAAGUGGGUCCCCUCAUACCACUCACUUCUUAAGUACAAAAUGAAGAACAUCACCAAGUAUCACCUCAGCCCGUUCUCCGAUUUCGAGUACCCCUUAUCACAACCACUCAAAGAACCAAAAGCUUUAGAUCCAAAUUCAACGAAGCCCGCGUUACCCGCUUCUCCUGGAUUAUCAACUGUUGAACCAGAAAAGACACCAGCGGAUAAAAAGGAGGACCACCCUUCGUUCUUCUCACUAAAAACCGUACCCACAUCUAAGUUCAUGUUACACGGCAACGUGAAGAUGUUGUCUGACCUCGAAGAUAAGCUUGAAUAUAAGUACGAUUUGCUGAAAAACGUGGCACUUCCCCAGGACUCUAAUAACCUCCAAACUGGGCUAUCCGAUUUAGGAUUCAAGUUUUACAUUGAGGAUGAAAAACAAUAUAGACUAGUGUUCGUGGACGAGCCAAACCACAACAUUACAAAGUUGAGCGUUAACGGCGAGGUUCUGCUCGACCUGACAAAUAGCAAGCCUUACACCACCACUUCAAAGGAAUUUUCAUACGACAUUGAGUCUAGGGGUUUCACCCGUGAGAAUUUCGAGGUAUACGAAGGAAAAUUCGAGGACAAGGAGUAUGUUGUUGUGAAGGUGACCCAGGGUACACUUUCCAAGGUAUUAGAGGGUGAAUCAGAGGUCUGGGACUCAAAGGGAAAGUUAGUUGAAAGGUUUGCAUACUAUCCAACUUUUGAACCAGAUCAUUUGUUAGUCUCCUACAAAGUCCAGCUCGAAAACGGUGAAUCCGUCACUAAUUACGAAUAUAUGCACAAGGUUUCUAACAAGUGGGUGGAAAUGGAUCAGGAAAGCCAGCUGCAACUUGACGCUGAUUUGAAAUCAAAUCUUUUCAGCUCAAACCCACAGGAAACAAAACCCAAAUUGCUUAAGGGAGUAUUGCUAAUGCCAUCAAAGGAUCCAGUUAAGCUUCAUGUUUGGUACACUGAAAAUAACUUCGACAAGUUCGUGUCGUUUUCAAGAUCUCUGGGCAAGUGGACUCACAGUACCCUAGUCUUUAACGACCUCGUUUCUGUUAAACUCAAGUUUGUUACAGCACAACUGAGGGCUGAUACGGUCGUCUUCACUGGUACCCAAAUCCCUACUCUUUCUGAGGAAGCCAGCUCCUCUAAGUCUAGGAAGAUCAUGUUCGAGAGUGUCUCCGUCAACAAACAUUUCUUAGUGGAACAACCCGAAAAGGACAACUUCUUAUACUUACCGCUCAAUAACUUCCUUAUAACAAAUGUUUCUUACGGAAAACACUCCUUCUUCAAAAACGCAGAUCCACAAACUGAUGCAGCAAACACAAAGAAGGUUUUUGCGGUGUAUUUGACAGUGGAAAACCAGAAGGGUCAGUUCUAUGGAAAGGUGAAUAAACUAACUGUUAUAUUCCAGGAUUUGUUGGCUAACGUUCACGUUCAGUCCUGGUUUAGAGAUUCCACAAAUAAGUGGUCUAGAUUCACACUCCCAGACAAGGAGGUUUCUGCCCUUAAAGAACUCCUAAAGGACGCGAAAUCAAGGCAUUCUCAGAAGACAAAGAUUGACGCUACUGCCAAAUCCUUCACAAACUUCCUCACAUUAACAGAAAAGGAACAAGGCACCAAGGGCAGUCUCAAGUUAUCCGGAAGAGUAUUGGUUCCAGACACACCACCAGCAUUCUUCAACUAUGAUCUGACUACCGAUGAAAUGGACGUAUACGUCUCCUCGCUUAAAACUCGCUUUUAUUCUUAUGCUAAGGACGAUGCCUGGAACAGCUUCAAGGUUCUGGCUGUUAAAGAAGGGUACGAGGUAACGGUUCUUAAAACCUCAGACCGCGUCAUCUACAGCACCUCAACUAAUGAAAAACAUAAAAGCAAAGCCCAAUAUGACAGGAUUAUCGCUGUCUACAUAUCUCCAUCAACCAAGCCAGACUCCGUGUGCUUGUACCUGUCCGACAGAUUCGGAGCCAAAAAGUUAGUGUUCUUCCGCAAAGGCUCAUCUGAUCAGUCUAAGGGAGCUGAUGAGUGGUCUGAAUCUACUUUAUUGUCGAGCCAAUUUAACAGCAUCAAGUUUAAACUUGAUGAGGCUCUUUCCCGCAGCACAUCACUGAGGCUCGAGUGUUUCGAUUACAGCAAAGUGUUGUACUACGGGGGCUCAUUUAUAUCUCACAGCCAAUUGACUCGCUCAGAGUACUUUGUGAACACCGAUUCUGAGGUUAGGAACACUCCUUUCAAGGGCUUUUAUUCAAUAGUUAGUGAGGAAGAGAACUACAUAAUGCUGAUACCCAUAAAAACAAACAAGAUCUCUCACAUCAAGUACUCCACUGAGACUCUCUUCUCACUUGAGUCCCAGUUCCACACAGUUAGAGCUCUUAUGCUAACUCCAAGACUUAAUCCAGACUCCCUAAUAGUCUACUACAAUGACGAUGAAAAUAAUGAUUACUACUCAACCUUCACAAAGCUGGUUACGAAAACACCAACUACCUCUGCACAAUCGAAUAGUCCAACUAGUUCAACUGCCCAUAAACUGUUUGGAAACCCGAACAAGACUUGGCAGCAGAAGCAGUUUAUGUUCUUUUCAAGCUUUGGAACCAUAAAGAAAAUACAUUGGAAUCUGGAGACGUUUGAGAAUAAUAACCCAGCAUUGGUCAGUUUUUCCUCUAGGCAAAGGACAGGAUCAAGUCACUACAAUUUGGCCUUGACUUUGACAGGUGUGUACACUCCUGAGGACGGAGUCUCCAAGGAAUUUGUAUUCUUCUUUGAUCCGAAUCACAAAGACAGCGCCUACGUCUUUGAAGGUGAGCGGGUUGUUGAGCACAAGGGCGCGUUUGAUGUAGUUUUCAAGAACUCUCAGUCUAUGAAUUAUCUACAUGUUAAGUCAAGUCCUUCCUACAAAGUCAAAUCCGUAAUGAUGGAUUCACAAGUUCUAAUGGACCUGGACGGAACCUCGGAUUUCGACUCAUUAACUCUCACCCCAGCUCUAAAUCCAUCCACAAUACUGAUAACAGCAGUGGAUUCAAUUUCCUCAUUGUUUUACUACUUUGUGAACAAGGAAAACACAUGGCAUACAAUGGGCUCUGACAUGACAAAGUACAUUAAGAUGAAGGUUCUACUUCACAACGCAUCAGAAGAAAUUAGUCAAUCACACUCACAUGUGGAUGAUCUGGCUGAAUCAGAAGUGAAACGUCCAACACCAGUGAAAGAGCACAAAUUUGAGUUUAACUUGUCGAGUUAUGACGCUUUAAGUGAAGUGUACACUCUCAAAAAGGACUCGCUCAGCGGCCACGAGUUUAUGCUUGGGAGAACAAAAGCAGACAGCAAUGUUGAGAAGAUACUGGACUCGAACUUGUUGGUGUGGAACAACCUUGGCAAUUCCAGAGUUGUUAGGUUCGGCUUCUCUCCACUAAAGGAUCCAAACUUGCUAUGCGUUGGCUACAUGUUCAAUGACAAGGAGGUAUAUGAUUUCUUCCACAAAACUGGAGGUGUUUGGCAACCAUACUCAUCACUGAACAACGUUCCAAGUCUUCUUACUCACAUUUCUAACCUUGACCUCGUGAAUUUCGUUCUCGAUCUCUCUGCAGUUGACGAAGCCUCAGAACACUACAAACUCACCAAAAACAAAUACAACAGCCUUGAGAUUGUUACUGGUAAUGUUUCGGAAGGAUCAGUCCUUGCUUCAGUUGUAGAUAAGGACCUGAACGUUUUACCUAAUUUCAAGAUCCUAGCUUUGAAGGUCCAGAGGUUUGUAUAUUCUCAACCCGAAAAUCCAACAUACUUUGGUCUUUACUUUACUGAAAACUCUAAGGAGGGUUAUGAGCUGUACAACAAACAAAAUGGCAAAUGGUCACUAUACUUUGGUAUGAGUGAAGACCGCAGGCUUUUGUUAAAAGAGUUAUUAGCUUCCAAGGAUGUCGAUCAGUUUAAGUCAGAAAGCAAGCUCUUUACACCAGAGAACGAGUUCUACUAUAACACACGUCAUUCCAACAAUGUCAGCAACAAACACUAUGACGUUGAGAGACAAACUUCUGAGUACUUAGACUAUGUGCUCGUCAAGGUUCACAAGAACCAAAGACUUUUGAAGGUACUGAACAAUAACCUUACUGUAUGGGUUCCAAAGGAUGCCAUGACUGAGGUCUCAAGGUUCAUGUACUACCCGCCUGAUAAUCCGAUUUAUUUCUCAAUUGCAUACCGCACUCCGAGUUCCAAGGAGGACUAUUUCGAGUACUUUUACAGGUCAGAGAACAAAUGGUAUCCAUACUCUGAGCCAAUGAACAUUCCACAAACACUAAAACGCCCACUUUACUUUCAUAAAGAUUCAACUUCCACUGGUUCAAGUAAAGUAGUCUUCGAUUUAACCCUGGACCUUACUUCUGACUUUUACAAGUACCGUUAUGACCGUCACCUUACUUUGUACAAAAAUUUGCUUUUUGAAACUUUUGUACCAAAGCCUGAAUAUGAAGUGUCUGAAGUAGCAAGCUCCUUUAAAGUUAUCUACAGCAAGUUGGAAGAUGAGAAUAUUACAAGGAUAUCAUUUUACCCCAGCAAUGACCCUAAACUUUUACUCGUUGAGGUUAAAACUGAAAGUUCCUCUGGAACUCAGAAGACUUUAGUGAGAAAGUUUGUUCUAAAAGACACCUGGGUUGUAAACGACGAUGAGUUUGAUAAUCGCGCUCUAUCGUAUUUGAAUUCUGAACAAAAAGCAGUAUCGUUGGAUUUGAGACAGUUGACAAAGGAAAACACUACGUUUGACGAUUUCUUAGUGGUAAAGGAGAGUUUGAACGGAACAUUCGAAACUUUGGUAGUAACUCCAAUCUUGGGCAAGAGAAUAGUUUCAAUUUUUGACGGGCCUGAAAGUGUUUGGUCAUCUGACCAAGCAUCUGUUGAUUCUUGUUAUCUAUUCCCACUUGAAUCACCUGAGCUACUGUCAGUACUGUCCACAGACCUUGCGAUUAAAUAUUACUCCAAGCUCAGUGGCAAAUGGUUGGAAGUUUCUUCUGCUUCUUUCGACUACCUCUCCUCAUUUUACUCGGGAACUCCAAACGUCGUUGAGCUAUCUCACCUUUCCAAAUUCGAGCCCACCUCGUCCUUCACUGACUUCAAUUAUUUGAGCCCCUUCAAUUCCCAUAAUGUUUCCUCCCUCGAGACCAAAACCAGAUAUAACUUUUUGAAAACAGGUUUGCUCAAAUAUAAUUCAUUAGUAUUUGGAGUGGCCUCUCUAGUGCCUCGCAAAUUUGAAUCAGACGAGUCAGCUAGUUCACAAACUCCACAGGUGUUGGCUUUGACUUAUUUAGGAGAGCCCUUGUUUAGACUAAAUAAUGAUCAGAAGUUCCUAGACUUGAUCUUUUACCCCCUGGAGAAGCCAUCAGUGGUAGGGUUUUCAUUCCUUCAGGAAGGAAAACAUAUGCAAAAGUUCUUUUUGAGGAGUGCAUCCGAAAAACACGAAUGGUAUGAAGUCGACAGCCUACACUUUGAUAACCUAUUUUCACUAUUGUCCAGUCACAAACUCUUUAACCCAGGACCAGCCGACACACUCCAGCAGUUCCAGUUUGACCUUCACUGUGAAAAGAGCGGCGAUGGGUUUGUUCUAACAAAACUUUCGCCGAAAGAUCAUUACCACUCAGUAUAUGUUUCUGAGACCCACAGGCUUUCGGAGAUUAAGGACAACGGCGUUUCCGUCUACCAAGUUCCUGAAACUGACUUCGUCUACAAUCUCUACUAUAACCUGGAUCCAGAAAACACUCAUCUGACUCUUUCAUACAUUUCCAGUUCUCUAGAAUUCCCACCAGAUUCGCUGGGUUACUUAUAUUUCGAAAAGAAGAAUGAGGAAUGGGUCAAAUCUUAUUCAUUUACAACUAAAUUAUUAGAUCUCGAUCAAAUGUUAAGUUCAGCCCAAGUUCCUUCAACUCCAGCUAAACAACCCACACCAAUGGAGUCCAAUGAGUUUGUGUAUGAUAUGAAUAAGGACAAAGACAGCACUGCGAACUUUGAGUUGAAGGUUGAGACGAUGCAGGGAGUCAAGUUGGCCACAGUUUUACCAAGAACGAACAAGAAGCUCGUUCACUUGCUUGAUUCUGAGGUUAAGGUUUGGUCUUCUGGACCUGACGACAAAUGUAAGAGGGUUCUUUACGCGCCAUUUGAACAGCCUAAAGCAGCAGGAGUGGUUUACUUUACAGGAGAACAAGAGACUGUAAAGUAUUUCCUGAAAAAUCCAGAUGGCACUUGGAAAGAGACUUCUCCCGACCAGUUUAUCAAGGUUCUCAUACCUGAAAUUGUGGGCAAAAAUAACUCAGUAAAGGUUUCUCUCGAUUUCUCAAACCUCGCAAACCAAGUAGUAUCCAACUUAGAAAAAUAUAAGAACAUUCCCCAACCAACGUUAACGAAAACCCUAGGAUCAAAUUUGCUUGAGGAAGAUAUCUCAUCCUUUAUGGUUUAUUCAGUACCUAGUGAGCUUGAAGUCACAAACCUUUACGAUCGUGAAGAUUUGGUGUAUUCUUCAAGCAUGCAAGUUAUCAAAACACUUCAUCUUUACGCCAAUAAAAAUGAUAUGUAUCUCAGAGUCACCACUGAUUUCUUAGAUCACAAAACUUCACACUAUUUCCACACCACACUCAGAUAUGAAAACCAAAGUUCAACUCUACCAGCCUCUCCACCAAAUUCAUUACCAGCUACUUCACAUUCAUCUAAUUUGCCUACCAAAUCUGUCGGUUGUGAGAAGUUUACCUUUGACUUAUCUGCUUCAAAUAAGACUAAUAAGUUCUUUACCCUUUAUCACGGCAAGUAUUUUGGCCAUGAUGAGGUUUCUGUCAAGGUUCACUCUGACUAUGUUCUUUCUCGUCUUGUUGAUGGCAAGACUUUGGUCUGGGAACAAACUGGUCAUGUCUUUUUGGUCAACUUUGGUUACAUGCCUGAAAAGAAUCCAUCUCAUCUUUGUCUAGGUCUCUACUGUGCUAAAGGUCACAGACUUUGGUACACCUUUUAUUUCAAGAAAGGUGGUAAAUGGCAUUUAUACACACUCGACGAUAAAUUGCCUGACCAACUUUUGGAGUUGUCAGAGUUGAUUGAGUCUAAGACGUUCUUUGUGUUUGAUUUGUCAGCCCAUUCAAACUCUACCGAAGAUUACGAUGUUAUUGAAUCCCAACACCACGGCCAAAAAUGUAAAGUUGUCAGCCUUAAUAAAAACAGAUUACUGUUUGACAUUCGAGAUGGCAAAGAAAUCAUUUGGAGCUUUGAAAAUAAGAAAUUCGCAAUAUCGUUUAGCUUCAUGCCACCUGAGAAUCCCAAUCAGCUACUUGUGUCCUACUUUUCACAAAAUGAUAUGAUUGUCGAGAGCUUUGAAAAAAUUGAUGGUAAAUGGAUGUUAACCGAUAAUGACUCGACACUUCUUUCUCUACCAGCCUCUCCACCAAAUUCAUUACCAGCUACUUCACAUUCAUCUAAUUUGCCUACCAAAUCUGUCGGUUGUGAGAAGUUUACCUUUGACUUAUCUGCUUCAAAUAAGACUAAUAAGUUCUUUACCCUUUAUCACGGCAAGUAUUUUGGCCAUGAUGAGGUUUCUGUCAAGGUUCACUCUGACUAUGUUCUUUCUCGUCUUGUUGAUGGCAAGACUUUGGUCUGGGAACAAACUGGUCAUGUCUUUUUGGUCAACUUUGGUUACAUGCCUGAAAAGAAUCCAUCUCAUCUUUGUCUAGGUCUCUACUGUGCUAAAGGUCACAGACUUUGGUACACCUUUUAUUUCAAGAAAGGUGGUAAAUGGCAUUUAUACACACUCGACGAUAAGUUACCUGACCAAAUUUCUGAGCUAGCUAAGAAUCUAUUCCUCGAGUAUGGUACUGACGACUUGGAACAAUACCGCAACCAGAAGGAAAAACAAAAACCAGCUUUGGUUCGCGGCAAAUGGCAAAAGAUUGAAAAGGAAGAGUUCUACAACAACUUCUUGCACGUAUCAAUUAUUAAGGAAUAUGUCACCUUUGACAUAAGCUUAAUUCCAGACGUGGGACAAUACGAGGUUAAGGAAGGCUUCGAGUUCGGACACCCAAUACGUAUAUCUAACCCGAUGCCAAGUUUACACGUGGGAAUAGUGUCACAUGGAAACAAACCAGUAUGGCAGAGUAAUUCAAUAAAUGAACAUGUAAAAUCUAUUAUAACUGUUCAUGAAAAUGAGUACAAAUAUCUUCUAAAUUCUAACACAAAGCUAAUUCAACUAUACAUUAAAGAUAGAGAUAAGAUCUCGGCCAAAUACUUUAAAAAGUUAGAUAAUGAUGAUUGGGCAGAGAUCAUGGAAAAAGAAUACGCUAAUCUCUACGAUAAAUUAUGCAGGGAUUUCAAAUCUCUCAACGAGGAGUUAAAGUUCGUUGAACACGAGUCUGACAAGUUGGACAGUGAUGCAGAGACUGUUGCUUCAACUACUCACCUCUGUCCAUCACCCGAUGAUUUGUUGGUCACUGUAUCUUAUACCGACAAAAAAUCCGGCACCUUAACGACUUCUCAGUUGAAAUUGAACGAUUCCCACAAGAAUUUAUUUGUAUAUACAGUUGACGAGUUACAGACUGUAUAUGUACCUAUUUUAAGAAAUUCAGUUAAAAAAUUGAGGCUCGAUGAUUUUCCUUUUUACGAGGAAGAUGAGGCUUCUCCCGAUUUGUUGGCAUUUAUGACUAAGCUCAACACUGACGGCACACUCCAAAGAGUUAUACUCUUUUUCAAGCACAAUUAUCAACUAGUUCACGAAGCGUUUGUGCUUGACAAAGGAAAUUGGGUUUCUUUCUCCCUCCUUCCUGAUGAGGAGUCGUACCUAGCCGACCUAGUGUUGAAUGCAACUGAACAAAUGAAGUUUCUCUAA
Theileria annulata is the source of this 17427-nucleotide messenger RNA. RefSeq lists its product as uncharacterized. The coding region runs from base 1 to 17427 and encodes 5808 amino acids. NCBI's taxonomy places the organism in Eukaryota, Apicomplexa, Aconoidasida, Piroplasmida, Theileriidae. The transcript has a single exon. The record is from RefSeq and is a predicted model, not a curated record.